CAUAUUCAAUGUUUGAAUAUACUGAUUUUGAUUCGACAUUUGGCAAACGCUAUUUCUAUUUGUCAGAAGAACGUUUUUACUGAUUCCACUAUCACGCACAGUACAAGUGACGACCCAGUCACGUGAUUCGUAAGAAAACGGAAAAUACAAAUUAAGCUGUUUUCAUCAUUUUAUCGUUUCCUUAUUCAAAUCACGAUGCCUAUUACAAUCAAGCAAAAAGUCUAGCAUACGAGAUAAGGCAAAUGUAAUUCUUACACGUCUGAUGAUAAAGUGAAUCAACGAUUUAUUGCUAUUCCCAGGUAUGAUUUUGCACCAGAUCAUUUUGCAGUUUAAAUGUUUUUAUUGAGGCAUUGCAUUCUUCCCGCAUAUUUAUUUAUAGAUUUAUCGCUGGUAUGUGCACAAUGAUCAUUUUAUUAAGUUUUGAUGAAAUGCAUCAAUUAUCUCUCAUUUCAGUUCUAUGCUUCAAACUAACGAAAAGUUAGUUUGAGGCAUAGAGUCCUUGUUAGAACUAACUAGAAUGAAAAUACCAUAUGAACCAUAUUUAGCAGCUCUCAAUAAAAUAAAUGUAAUCCUAACUAGCUGGGACUACCGACUUCGAGGACUUCCACACACAGAAAAGAAAAGAAACAGUCGGUCUUAUUUUAGACCCCCUCCAGUAUCUGCACGGCAGGACGUUAAAGAUCAUUGUAUCGUUUGAAGUUAAACGGAUAGCAAUUUACCGCGCCUAACACAGUAAUUCGGAAAUCUUCUUCCUGUGCUUACAAGCCAACCUUUAGAGCAAGACCAAGGUAGACAGAAGAAGAGGGAUCUUCAGAAUGUACAAAGUGCUUAAAGAGGACACAAGACUCUAGGGUACAAAGACUAUAAGAAUCUUCAAGGAAAGAUUCCUGAAAAAUGGCCAUCGUCUUCUCCAUUGUAUUCACUCUUCUCUCAGUCUUUACAUUAUGCGUGUCAGCUUCUUACUGCUGCUACAACGAAACUAUUUUCCACGAGAUAUGCUGCCAGCAAAAUGCCUUGCUCAUCGACAACUGCUGCGACAACUCUACCAACAGCGCAUGCUUGAACAAAACAACAGCUGACCUCUGUAAGACAAUGAAACGUCCGCUAAAGGAACUUCACCUUGGCGCGUUUGUUCCAUACUCGGAAAUAGACCGAUUUGGGUUUCGCGCAGCAAUGGAGUUGGCAGUGGAGAUGAUCAACAACAGGAGCGACAUCCUCGGUGGACACAAGAUGGUCCUUCAUUAUGCUGACACAUUUUAUGGCGAUGGGGGAAGAGCCGUGAAAGCUCUCUUCAACUUCAUUAUGCAGCCCCCUAAUAAAGUGAUGCUGAUCGGCCCGGCCAGAACAGACGCUCUAAUGCCUGUGGCAGAAGCAGCGGUAAACUGGAACUUAUUGCAGAUCUCGUAUGCCUCUCUGUCGCCCAUGUUUGGUAAUAACCGCAAGUAUCGCAAUACUUACCGAAUUGUUCCAUCUUCCGAGUCGAACAGCAAGGCCAAGGUCUCAUUCAUCAAGAACUUUGGCUGGGAAAGAGUUGCUAUCAUUCACGAGUACAGUGCGGAGAUGUUUUCAUUGACAGCUUCAAUUCUUGUGAAGGAACUUGUUCAAAACAACAUAAGCGUCAUCGCAGUUGAAGGAUUUCAACAGAAGGAAGAUACGGAUGUUAGCUUUCAAAUUAAUAAAUUAAAGAACAUGGACUCCAGGAUCAUAAUUGGAGAAUUCUCUAAAAAUGGUGCACAGAAGGUCUUUUGCGAGGCAUACAAGCAUGGCAUAUACGGUCCGAGAUACGUCUGGAUAGUCUUUGGUCAUCUCGACCCACUGCUCAUCCUGGAAAUACAGCCGCAUGUGAACCACGUGUCGUGCUCUAGGGAAGAGCUCAAAGAAGCCCUACAAGGAGUGUUUGCCACAGCCCAACUGGAUCUUCGUCAGGAUGAUAACACCACCAUCUCGGGCAUGACGGCAACACAGUUUAUGAAGACAAUGCAAGAGGAGAAAAAGAAAUCAGAGACGUAUACCUCGUUCGCAUUUGACUCAGUCUGGAGUGCUGCAGUAACACUCGACGAGGCUAGCAAAACCAGCAACAUCCACCCAGACAAGUUUAACUAUAAUGGCACCGCUCACGCUUCUGGUUUUAGGAGAAUCCUAGAGGGUAUUAACUUCGAGGGGGUAACGGGACCAGUGCGUUUCUCCGGCGAGAGUCGAGAGAGGGUUGGAACCGUAAUGAUCAUGCAACUGCAGAACGAGAGUUGGGUCACCAUCGGCCAGCAUUUUACUUACUCCGAUUCGUUGGAUUUAUUUCACAAAAUCGAAUGGCAAGGCGGUCGCCCGCCCAAGGAUCGCACCCUGGAGAUCGAGGAGCUGCUCCUGAACCCGCUGCCUCUGAUUGUAGUCACGUGGCUACUUGCCGGGAUAGGUGCACUGCUCUCCAUAUUUUUCCUUUACUUUAACGUCGUGCACCGGGGAAACAGAUCCAUCAAGAUGUCCUCGCCGCAACUCAAUAAUUUUAUCAUCCUUGGCUGCCUGCUGUGUUACGCAUCAGUAGUCCUGUUCGGUCUUGACGGACGAUUUCUGACUCUUGAGCGCUAUGGCUUUAGCUGUAACGCCCGUACCACGGUUUUGUCGAUUGGAUUCUCGCUGUCGUUCGGGGCGAUGUUCAGCAAAACUUGGAGAGUACAUAAGAUAUUCACGGCUGCAAAGACUCUCAAGAAAAUGGCAAUACGAGAUAUCCAUCUAUUCGGCAUUGUCGCAGCCUUGGUGAUCAUCGAUAUCUGGUACCUCUCUAUUUGGUUUGGAUUCGAUAGCCUUAAAGCCACAAAAAUCAGGUUCGACGAUCAGGCACGAAAAGAGCACGACAAGAUUUACAUCCCAGUUCUUUACCAAUGUACGUGCACACACAAGACCUAUUUCCUGGCGGUAAUAUACGCUUACAAGGGCAUCCUUCUUCUUUUUGGCCUGUUCCUUGCCUGGGAGACGCGAAAUGUGACCAUACCAGCGUUGAAUGAUUCCAAGUACAUAGGCAUGUCCGUGUAUAAUGUGGUGACGCUUUCGUGUAUUGGUGCCAUCGUCACCACCGCUCUUGACGGAACCAUUCAUUAUCAAGCACCGUACGCCAUUACCUCCCUCUGCCUUAUCAUCUGCACAACUGCUACACUGUUACUUGUAUUUGUACCAAAGGUUUAUAACUACUUUACUGGAAGCGACGACCAAGCAUUUAAUGUCACUACUGUACAUACAACGGGUCCGUCUAUCGGACGACAUCAGAGUCACGGCUUUCGCUUUAACUCCGACAAUGACACUAAAGCUUGCUACUUGUCCAAAUCCGUGCAGACGGACCAUUCUGAGCUGGCUACCAGCACAGUCAAUGGCUUCAUGGCUAACAGCCCUGGUUCUAGAAUCAACAGUGCAUACGAAAUCCAGAUGGACGAUAUUGAACUAAACGAAACGCUGCCUACAUCUUUGGGGGGUCAAGGAGAGAUGGAUGCUGAAAGGAUAGCUGCUUGCAUUGUCACCAAUAUGUAAUGAUGGGUAGGAAAUGGACGGUACACACAAAGACAACCAUGACAGUUGAUAAACGGAAUCAAGAUGGACAAAGCUGCUUAAAGAGACUAUCCCGUCAGCCCUAAGAAGCCAAGGAAAGAUAAUUUAUUGUUACCAAUUAGUAAAAUGUCCAGAAGUUGAACGAUGUACAUCAAAACAGUCACGGUAGUGCAUACGAAACUGAGAUGAGCAACAUUGAUCUGAACGACAAAAUGUUACACCCGUUACCAUGUAAAAAUGCUCAGUAAAUGGACUGUGUACAAUACGACGCUUCUAACAGCCCAAUAAAAAGUGGGAGACGUGUUCAACAAACAAACAAACAAAAAGUUGGCACUGGCAGGAUGGAUAGACAUCAAUGAUUAUGUGAAGCCAUCAAGACAAUAUACAUAUUAUAUUAAGAGAGCAACAGCUAGUGAUUGUGUUAGGUGCAUACAAAUAUCUAAAGUUGCACUUGCUAUAUGGAAGUCACUGUGAAGGCAUCACACAGAGUUAGCUUGAACAUCCUGCCUUCGAGAAGCUAAUAACUAAAUAGAAUGGGGUUAGGAUACCCUUGACAGGCCUUGCACUGGUGGGGUUAGGGCUCCUAAAAUAGUUCGCCAAGCGUCAAUUAGACUGCCAAGUACGCCUUUUCUACAAACAGUAAAUGGACUUAACUGUAAUAAAACGUACACAGAAAGUGUAACACGGCCAUUUGGGCUUGCAGAUUCAGAAACGGAUGUAAUAUACAUUAAGAGAGUAAGACAGUCUAUAUAGUUCCAGACUUAAACAGAACAACAUAGAAUAAACAUUUAAAAUGUCUUACAAUAUUGAACUUGAGAACUUAUCUAAAACAUGAGACUUUCUUUGCAGAGUCUACAUAUUCCAGAUGAAUUAGUUAUUAACUUUUAGAUAAAAAUGCGAGUAUGUAAAUACAAAUGACAAUGGAUCACCUGAAAGAAUGGGAUUUCAGUGGGGAGUAUGCUUACAAAAUGUGGCAAACAUGACCCAUUGCUCGAACAUGCUUACAAGAUUCCAAUUAGUUUAGAAAAGUUUAAACUAAACAACUCCACUUGAUCCCAUGUACUGUGCACUUUACUUGAGCAACAAUAAACAAAUAAAGAUGGUGAAAAGAAGCAA
Messenger RNA from Nematostella vectensis (starlet sea anemone), 4650 nucleotides. RefSeq names its product gamma-aminobutyric acid type B receptor subunit 2. Gene Ontology annotation, cellular component: G protein-coupled receptor heterodimeric complex; membrane. Gene Ontology annotation, molecular function: G protein-coupled GABA receptor activity. Bases 895 to 3516 code for a protein of 873 amino acids. Lineage: Eukaryota; Metazoa; Cnidaria; Anthozoa; Actiniaria; Edwardsiidae. The transcript has 18 exons. Gene Ontology annotation, biological process: G protein-coupled receptor signaling pathway; gamma-aminobutyric acid signaling pathway. The record is from RefSeq and is a predicted model, not a curated record.